Molecule: messenger RNA, 1706 nt
Organism: Colletotrichum phormii
Lineage: Eukaryota; Fungi; Ascomycota; Sordariomycetes; Glomerellales; Glomerellaceae
Product: family 93 glycoside hydrolase
Exons: 2
Coding region: 253-1410 (385 amino acids)
Source: RefSeq, a predicted model, not a curated record
CGUUUACGAGUCACGAAAUCAAGGAAAGCUUUCUUCCGAGCGUGCGAAGCUAUUGAUGAUGAUCUUGUUCACAUUCUCUUGGCGUUGACAUCGUAUCCCCUCUCUUGAAGCUCAAUGGCGGCGGCGUAUAUAAAAUACUCCGCUGCUCGAGCAAUGCCGGCUUUCGUCUUCCUUCAAGGCACCCGACUCUCUCGCCGUCGGCCUCAUCAUCUCCCCAACUUUCCACGAGAUUAGUGUUCAAAAGAUCACACCAUGAAGUUCCUCGGAGCCGCCGUUGCUGGCAUUGCCAGUCUGCUCUCCUACCAGGCUGUCGCGAGCCCCGUCCCAACCCCAGUCGAGGCCCGUCAAGCCAGCGGAACCAUCUCGAACAAUGUCAUCUUCUCCCCGCCGUCAAACGCCGGCUGGGUCGACCCGCGCGUUCUGUACGCCCGCACCAUCCAGCUGGACUCAGGCGACUUGAUCGCUACCUGGGAGAACUACUCUCCUGAGCCUCCCAUCGUCUACUUCCCCGUCUACCGCUCGCAAGAUGGCGGAGCUACAUGGGCUGAGAUCGGCCGUGUUGAGGACACCGUCAACGGCUGGGGUCUGCGCUACCAGCCCUUCCUCUACGAGCUUCCGGAGGCUUUCGCUGGCUAUCCCGCCGGCACCAUCUUGCUCGCUGGCAACAGCAUUCCGACGGAUCUGAGCUUGACCAAGAUUGAUGUCUACGUCAGCACUGAUGGCGGUGCCAACUGGGAGUUCCUCAGCAGCGUCGCCAGCGGAGGCGAGGCCCUGCCCAACAACGGCCUGACCCCCGUUUGGGAGCCUCACUUCUUGCUCUACAACGACGAGCUCAUCAUCUACUACGCCGACCAGCGCGACACAAAGUACGGCCAGAAGCUGUCCCACCAGACCACCACCGACCUCAAGACCUGGAGUGCUAUCGUCGACGACGUCCAUGACGAUAACGCCUACGAGGCCCGCCCCGGCAUGCCUGUCAUCGCCAAGCUGCCCAACGACGACUUCAUCUUCGCUUACGAGGUCUGCGGCACCGACGGCUGCCGCGUGCACUACCGCCUCACCGCCGACCCGCUCAACAUCCUCGCCGCCCCCAGCAUCUCGCUUAUCUCUACCUCCGGCACCCGCCCUGUCAGCUCCCCCUACGUGGUUUGGUCCCCUGUUGGUGGUGUCAACGGCACCAUCGUGCUUAGCGGCGGCAGCCAGUCCAAUAUUUUUGUCAACACGGCUCUGGGUGAUGCUAGCGCCUGGGUUGAGUAUGCUGUUCCCCAGCCCAACGCUUACUCUCGUGCUCUUGCGGUGCUUGAUGAUGGCAGCAAGUUGGCUAUCAUUGGUGGUGGAAGAUUGCCUCCUAGCAGCACAAACCAGGUCAGCAUUAGCGUUGUUGACCUGACCACUCUGCUUGGAUUGUAGAUAAACAUAUAGUCGAGGGGGUACCCAAGCAAUUUGGAAGUCACGACGUUGAAUGCAUGUGCAGUUGAGAUGUGACCAGUAGCAAAAUAGGUAAUGACUAGUAGUCUGAGGCGCCUCAGACCACCGGAGUUAUUGCCAGUUGCCUGACACCCUGACUACCUAAGGAUUGCGACGACAAAAACGACUACAUUAAGUACGUCAAUAACAAGUUUGCUCAUUCGGACCUAUCGAGUGGCGCAGUGUAUAACCAGGCAUUCUACUGGAAGUGGCCAAUAAGUGAGGCCGCAUGUCAUCGC